AGACAGUUUUACAUGUAUUGGAGACCAGACCAGAAGCACUUCUGAAUUAAGAUCCCAGAUUCUUUGCAUUGACAUUGAAGAGCACUAAGAUCAGAAGAUGAGUGAACUUGACCAGCUACGGCAGGAGGCUGAACAGCUUAAAAACCAAAUUAGAGAUGCAAGAAAAGCAUGUGCAGAUGCGACUCUUUCUCAGAUCACAAACAACAUCGACCCUGUGGGACGAAUCCAGAUGCGAACCAGGAGAACGCUGAGGGGGCACCUGGCCAAGAUUUAUGCCAUGCACUGGGGCACAGAUUCCAGGCUGCUAGUUAGUGCCUCGCAAGAUGGCAAACUUAUCAUCUGGGAUAGUUACACCACCAACAAGGUCCACGCCAUUCCUCUGCGCUCCUCUUGGGUCAUGACCUGUGCAUAUGCCCCUUCUGGGAAUUACGUGGCUUGUGGUGGCCUUGAUAACAUCUGCUCCAUUUACAAUCUUAAAACUCGUGAAGGAAAUGUACGCGUUAGCCGUGAGCUGGCCGGACACACAGGUUACCUGUCCUGCUGCCGCUUCCUGGAUGACAAUCAGAUCGUCACCAGCUCUGGAGACACCACCUGUGCACUAUGGGACAUAGAGACUGGCCAACAGACAACCACGUUCACAGGACACACUGGAGACGUCAUGAGCCUGUCCCUUGCUCCAGACACCAGAUUGUUUGUUUCUGGUGCUUGUGAUGCUUCGGCCAAGCUCUGGGAUGUGCGAGAAGGGAUGUGUCGACAAACUUUCACUGGCCACGAGUCUGACAUCAACGCUAUCUGCUUCUUUCCAAAUGGCAAUGCAUUUGCCACUGGCUCAGACGAUGCUACCUGCAGGCUGUUUGACCUCCGUGCUGACCAGGAACUUAUGACAUACUCCCAUGACAACAUCAUCUGUGGAAUCACCUCUGUCUCUUUCUCCAAGAGCGGGCGCCUCCUUCUCGCUGGCUACGACGAUUUCAACUGCAACGUCUGGGACGCGCUCAAGGCCGACAGGGCUGGUGUCCUGGCUGGGCAUGACAACCGUGUCAGCUGCCUGGGGGUGACUGAUGAUGGCAUGGCCGUGGCAACAGGUUCCUGGGACAGCUUCCUCAAGAUUUGGAACUAA
Messenger RNA from Chrysochloris asiatica (Cape golden mole), 1120 nucleotides. RefSeq names its product guanine nucleotide binding protein (G protein), beta polypeptide 1 (gene GNB1). The record is from RefSeq and is a predicted model, not a curated record. The coding region runs from base 98 to 1120 and encodes 340 amino acids. Gene Ontology annotation, molecular function: protein binding; signaling receptor complex adaptor activity. The transcript has 10 exons. Gene Ontology annotation, cellular component: cytoplasm; heterotrimeric G-protein complex. Gene Ontology annotation, biological process: G protein-coupled receptor signaling pathway. NCBI's taxonomy places the organism in Eukaryota, Metazoa, Chordata, Mammalia, Afrosoricida, Chrysochloridae.